UCUCCUCAGAGGCCGCGGGACGGAGUUGCGGCGUCGUCAUGGCGGCGCUGGCGCGGCCGUGGCUGCCGCUGUUGGUGGUGCUGACGGCGAGCGGCGCGGCGCGGGGCUGGCAGCGGCCGGAGAAAAUUUUAUUGCGAGAAGUUCAAGCCCUGACGCUCUACUCUGGCCAGUACACCAAUUCUCAGAGGACAUCUCCUAUUCCCCAGCUGCAGUGCACUGGCGGCUCAGCUGGAUGUGCGGCACAUACCCCUGAAGUUGUCCAGUGUUACAAUAAAGGCUGGGAUGGCUACGAUGUACAGUGGGAGUGCAAAGCACAGUUGGACCAUUCGUAUCGCUUUGGAAAAAUCGAAGUAAGCUGUGAAGGCUACGAGUACCCGGAUGACCCUUACGUGCUCAAGGGAUCGUGUGGCUUGCAGUACACGUUAGAGCUGAACAAAAACGGGCAGCAUAAAGCCAGCUACUUCGACAGCCACCCUUCUGCCGUGACUCAUGAUUCAAUAGCUUCUGGGGCUGGACUGGUCCUGGUCGUGUUGUUUGUGGUCCUUGUUUAUGGUGUUUAUAAAUUGUUCCUCUGUGACAACCGGCCACAACAGGGUUUCUCCUAUGGAGAUGGACCAUCGGAAACCUACAGGCCAAACCAUCAGAACCCACCUCCACCAGGAUUUAAAUCGACUUUCACAGGAGCUGCCAGUGGUUUUGGUUCAGAUUCCAAUUCAGGACCAGGUUUCUGGACUGGAUUAGGUGCUGGUGGGCUGCUGGGAUACCUGGCUGGCAACCGAAGGUCUCCUUCGUAUUCUCCAUACUACAAUACAUGGACUGGCCCUACUGCUCCCCCGCCUGUGUUUGGCCCUUCAUCCGGCUUUUCAGCCCCCCCAAGUUCAGGGUCAAGGUCUACCUCUGGUUUUGGAGGGACAAAAAGGAGAUGAAUUUCGCUCCUGAUCUGCCUGAGCAAUUGAAUAAAGCAACUUUCCAGCAAUUUUGAAGCUUGCUUGUUGAGUCACUUAGCACAGAUCUAGAUCUGGACUAACUUGUACAUAUUCCCAUGUCAGCCUUUUAGAUAACACACUGUCAGAUUUGAAGUUUAAACUUGUGGUGUAUUGGAUAAUUGUCUGUAAAAGCAUGUAGAAAUUUAGUGUAGGAUAAUUAAGAAAUUCUCUUCAAAAUAAAACUGCAAUCUUGUGUUUGCUACUUUCGAAGUAAAUCCCAUUGAAAGCAAUGGGACUUGAGUCCGAGUAAGCAGUAGUUGGCUUCAAGGUAUAGUUGUUGUUGGCCUGGCAUCGCACCCAGCAAGUGUGUGCGGGGUUACAGUCCUUUGCCUCAAACCAAAGGCCGCACACUACUUUGGCUGUGACUUAGGAAGAGGGGACAGUGAAGCCCGCAGAGCGGGGCUUCUCCCACCUCCCCGUUCCUGCUGUGGUCCACUGAUCUGCCGUGUCUUCUAACCCCGGAGACAUUGCUGGGGAGAAGGGGGUCAAGAAGCCCUGGUUUGGGUGCAUGCAAAUGCCUAAAGGGCUCUUUUGGGUCAUGAGUCACACCUCUGUAAUAAUCAUAGAAGGAAAAGUUAGUCAUUCUUAAGAGAAAGAUGUUGCUUGUCAGCUGUGGCACUAGGGAGCCAGUAGCAUAUAUAUGUAUGGAAUAAACUUCUAGAUUUUCAAUAUUAUGGGGUUGGAUGCUGCAAGUUUGUUCUGGUAGUAAAAGGGCACCUGUGGCGUAUUGCUUCAAGCAAAGCCCCCUUCCACCCAAGGAAAGCGCCUCCCCUAGCAGAAUGAGCCCGCGGGAUCCAGCCCAUGGGCUGCAACAUCUGGCAUGGCACAUCUUUUAAUUGGGUCUUACAGGGAUUGGGGAGACGUGAGUCAUCUCUGAUCUGGCCCCUGCUACAGGCAGCUAAAGAUACUUAAUAAUCCGUGGCUUGGCAUCAAAAGGUGCAUCUGGCCAGUUCAGCGGGGCUUGGGUGAGCAUUGUGAAGUGGGUGCCUGUGCUACAGAGCUGCAGGAGUGAGCUGCUUUGAAUGUGUGUGAUGUAUGGUGGUGGCAGAGAUUGCCGUCAAGUCAUAACUGACUUAUGGCAACCAAUGCUGGGGUUUCCAAGGCAAGAGACUAACGGGUGGUUUGCCGUCGCCUAGUUCUGCGCAGUGACCGGGCUUCAUUUGCUUCUGAGCUCCCCCCUUCCGGGCCUUGCCCUUCUCCUUCGGCAGGCUGCCUCUCCUGGUUGUAAUCCUCCCCCCCCCCCCGGUGCCAGCUGCAUUCCUCUGGCCUUGGUCACUAGUGGGACCCGCCCGCAAGUCUAGGCUUCUCCCCUCUGCUUUGGUUCACCAAUCCUGCCGCGCAGUUUUCUGGAGGAACUCUGAAGGGAAACGUCACUGAUUUAUUUUAGGAAGGGUUGGACAGCCUUUUUUAUUUGGCUGAAGUUUGUUAUAGACAUUAUUGAGUCUGGAAAAAUUCUCUGUGCACCUGCGGUAUUUUGCUUGUUGUAUAUUUUCGCUCCGUAAUGUUUAUUUUAUUGUUGCUGCUGAACAUUCUGUUAGCCUUUCUGAAUCUUUGGAGAAAAGGGGAUCUUGAUACUUUUAAUAAAUGAUGGAACAGGUGUUGAA
Molecule: messenger RNA, 2590 nt
Organism: Eublepharis macularius
Lineage: Eukaryota; Metazoa; Chordata; Lepidosauria; Squamata; Eublepharidae
Gene: SARAF
Product: store-operated calcium entry associated regulatory factor
Exons: 6
Coding region: 39-926 (295 amino acids)
Biological process (GO): regulation of store-operated calcium entry
Cellular component (GO): endoplasmic reticulum membrane
Source: RefSeq, a predicted model, not a curated record